Molecule: messenger RNA, 2055 nt
Organism: Syngnathus acus (greater pipefish)
Lineage: Eukaryota; Metazoa; Chordata; Actinopteri; Syngnathiformes; Syngnathidae
Gene: lpar4
Product: lysophosphatidic acid receptor 4
Exons: 3
Coding region: 490-1554 (354 amino acids)
Biological process (GO): phospholipase C-activating G protein-coupled receptor signaling pathway; positive regulation of Rho protein signal transduction
Cellular component (GO): membrane
Molecular function (GO): lysophosphatidic acid receptor activity
Source: RefSeq, a predicted model, not a curated record
GCUUCCUGUGGUGGCCGUGGAAGCUUGGCUCUGCUCGCGGGCACGCGCACGCGCACCAGGGGCGAGCAAGCGAGCGAGGCAAUCACUGCAGACGCCACAAUCAGAAAACACGCACGACUGAAAAGAUCCCUGGAAAAGAAGCUCGCCUAGGUGUCAAACAAAUACAAGAAUUUCACCUCACACGGAAGGUCCAAACUCGUCAAGUGUUGGAGACUCGGCAAGUGCAGCGAGAAGACCGCAGUGUGGAGUUUAAAUGUUGACAGCUGCUACACAUUACAUAGCUACGAGUGAGGAAAGCUGUCACCAUCACUUCAUCACAGAGUACUGAGCAUCCUCAGCACCUCCAUUAUUGUGUCCAUGAUGGCUUGGAGAAAACUUGACUGGGGAAUAUCCCGCUGACACCUGGACUCCACACAUAUUAUCGCCCUUUCCUCCUUAAGACAAUAUUGUGGUGCGAGUUUGUUCCUCGGAGCCUUCUCCACCCUCACCAUGGCGAGUUUGGUGCUCAAUGAGACUGGGAUGGAGGACUGCGGCAUUGACGACUCCUUCAAGUACAACUUGUAUUCGGUGGUCUACAGUGUGGUCUUUGUCUUGGGCCUCAUCACCAACUGUGCUGCGCUCUUUGUCUUCUGCUUCCGCAUGAAAAUGCAGAAUGAGACGACCAUGUUUAUGACUAAUUUAGCAUUAUCUGAUUUAGUAUUUGUUUUUACGUUGCCAUUUAAGGUCUUCUACAAUGUUAACCGCCACUGGCCAUUUGGAGACGGACUGUGUAAGGUUUCGGGAACAGCCUUCAUCACUAACAUCUAUGGCAGCAUGCUCUUCCUCACCUGCAUCAGCGUUGACCGUUUUUUGGCAAUCGUCUACCCUUUUCACUCCCGCUCCAUCCGCACGCGCAAGAACGCCGCAAUGGUGUGUGCAGCUGUGUGGCUGACCAUUGUGGGAGGAGGAAUAUCAGUCACCUUCUUCUCUACCAUCAACAGCACAAACAGAGCCACAACCUGUUUUGAAGGCUUCUCCAAGAGUACGUGGAGGACCUACCUUUCCAAAAUCACCAUCUUUAUUGAGAUUGUGGGAUUCCUACUUCCCCUCCUGGCCAACUUGGUUUGUUCCUCGCUAGUUCUAAGAACACUACGUCGUCCAGUGACGGUUGGCCAUGGCUCUGACAGCAAGAGACGCGUCUUGAGGAUGAUUCUGGUCCAUCUUGGGAUUUUUAUCUUCUGCUUUGUCCCAUAUAACUCUAUUCUCUUUCUGUAUGCUCUGGUGAGGACCCAGGCCUUAGCUAACUGUUCCGUGGAGCGUUUUGCACGAACUUUGUACCCCAUCACUCUGUGUCUGGCCAGUCUCAAUUGCUGCCUAGACCCUGUGGUCUACUACUUCACUUCUGAGAGUUUUCAAAAAAGUUUGACCUUGGGCAGCAAAGGAUCCGGCUCUCGACCCGGGAGUAUUCCCCGUAGCGACUCAGAGACACAGGACCCGGAAAACGCUCUCCCAAGAGACACGCACACUUUGACGAGGAAUGGGAAAGACACUAAAGUAUCAGAGAGUGAGUUUUGACAAGAUAAAGAAAAGAUAAACAAGGAUAAGGUAUGAGAGAACCUGGAUUUCAAAAGUAAAGUAUCGACUGUUUGGUCCUUGAAGUGGCAAAUGCAUAACUCGGCAGAUUAGUUCUGCUGUAAAUCCUAAACUAUGGUCUGGGCUUUGCUGAUUAAUCCACCACUUGGGAGCAGAGGAAUGUACUAUGUGUUUAUUACAAGUUAACAUGAAGAAGAAGCGACACCAGGACAGCAGUUAUAGUCCUUGGGAUGACACAAUGACACUUGAACCUCAAAUAACUCAGACAUUAACACACACACUAUGCACUGGAUUUUCAAAUCUGAUAUUAAUGACUUUUAUAACUCACUGAGCCCAUAUCUUGUAUUGUUUAAAAUCUCGGAUAUCAGUGUUAUGACCCAGUUUAGACAGUUUAGUUAUUAUUAUACAGUUAAUCUGGAGAGAGAAAAAAAUGUGUCGAGUUAGGUUUGGGGCUAUUAAAUGAAAAUAAAUGUUUUGAAUUGG